Molecule: messenger RNA, 1815 nt
Organism: Mesocricetus auratus (golden hamster)
Lineage: Eukaryota; Metazoa; Chordata; Mammalia; Rodentia; Cricetidae
Gene: Csrp1
Product: cysteine and glycine rich protein 1
Exons: 6
Coding region: 158-739 (193 amino acids)
Biological process (GO): sarcomere organization; muscle tissue development
Cellular component (GO): nucleus; cytoplasm; Z disc
Molecular function (GO): actinin binding; structural constituent of muscle
Source: RefSeq, a predicted model, not a curated record
ACAUCAGCCCUGUUGUGGUGCAGUGUGCAAAGCCUACUGGUUGGCGUGGCGCGGGAAACGCCUUCCGGAGUAGGGAAACAAAACGGCGCGCAGCCGGGCGCAGCCAGUCACCGCUUCCCGGAGUGCUGUCACCCGUGUACCUCCAGCAGCUGCCAGAAUGCCAAACUGGGGAGGAGGCAAGAAAUGUGGGGUGUGCCAGAAGACCGUCUACUUUGCUGAGGAGGUCCAGUGCGAGGGCAGCAGCUUCCAUAAAUCCUGCUUCCUCUGCAUGGUCUGCAAGAAGAAUCUGGACAGUACCACUGUGGCCGUGCAUGGAGAAGAGAUCUAUUGCAAGUCAUGCUACGGCAAGAAGUAUGGGCCAAAAGGCUAUGGCUAUGGACAGGGCGCAGGCACACUGAGCACGGACAAGGGGGAGUCUCUGGGCAUCAAGCAUGAGGAAGCCCCCGGGCACAGGCCUACUACCAAUCCCAACGCAUCCAAGUUUGCCCAGAAGAUUGGUGGCUCUGAGCGCUGUCCCCGAUGCAGCCAGGCAGUCUAUGCUGCAGAGAAAGUGAUUGGUGCUGGGAAGUCCUGGCAUAAGUCCUGCUUCCGGUGUGCCAAAUGUGGCAAAGGCCUUGAGUCGACCACCCUGGCGGACAAGGAUGGUGAGAUCUACUGCAAAGGAUGCUAUGCUAAAAACUUUGGACCCAAAGGUUUUGGCUUUGGACAAGGAGCUGGUGCCUUGGUUCACUCAGAAUGAGGCCACUGCUGCCUGCAUAUCCUGCCUUCUCCUGUGCUUUUUUUUUUUUGUCAUCAAUCCCUUUCCAGAAGCCUUGGACACCUCCAAGAUUCUUUCUCUCACUCAGCCCUGGUGCACAUCACUAAUGUUGGACUUGAGUAUCUGGCUUCUUUUGGUUUAGGAGGUCUGCCUGAGCUCCUACCCCACUAAGGGCUUCCUCCUGCCUGGCAUUUGAUACCACAACCUUUAAGAGACAUCUGUCACCCACUUACAGAGAACAGGUCCCUCUCCCCACACUUCACCCCCACAAACAGAAUGUCCAUCCUCUACUGAUCAGGAUAUCUGAGCCCAAAUCUUUGGAGCCCAUUGUAGUCAAGCCUCAGACCUGGAGGGAGGGAGGCGGGACCAGGAAUGGGCUGGGGAGACUGCAGUUUAUUGGAUCCCAGAGAGUGCCCUCUCAGAAUAAACCCGAGGCAUUUCAGUCUGGGGGUAUCCCCAUGGGAGGUGGAGAGGUGUACAGACAGGUUUGUAGACCAUAGGAAGGAGCUCUUUCUCUGGGCUCUUGCCUUUGAAUGUGGAACUGGUAUCGUUCCAUUAGGAAUGGAGAACCACCCAGGCCUGGAGUGGAGUCUGGAGGUUGCCUGAUUUCCUUAGGUUAACAUCAAGUUCCCUGUUUUAUGGGGAAGGGGAGAUCCUAAUGAAAAGCAUGCAUUCAUAUUCAUCAGUGGUCAAGAUCUUGGAGUCUCCAAUUCUGGUCCUAACCCUGGGUCUGGUGGCUGGGAUGGACAGUUUCUCUCUGUGCUGUGUUCUAGCCAUUCCUAAUAGUUGAUCUAAUGUGGUAGGAGGCAGAGGUAACCUGUCUUUCCCUCUGCCUCCAGUCCUCACUCCCCUCCAACCCAGACCCCCCAGACCCUGCCUCUUUCACCCCACCCUUCUCUUAGGGACAUUCACUAGCUCCCAGGUCCUCAGGCAGGAGCAGAGGGAGGAAGGGGAAGGGCUGGGCCAUGAUGCUCCCAGGACAACGCUGUUGGCUGCAAGGGCAUGGGCUGUUUGGAAGCUGAUCUCUCAUCUGGUCAAUAAAGCAGUUUAGAACAGAA